Messenger RNA from Helianthus annuus (common sunflower), 4720 nucleotides. RefSeq names its product G-type lectin S-receptor-like serine/threonine-protein kinase At4g27290. Gene Ontology annotation, molecular function: ATP binding; protein serine/threonine kinase activity. NCBI's taxonomy places the organism in Eukaryota, Viridiplantae, Streptophyta, Magnoliopsida, Asterales, Asteraceae. The transcript has 7 exons. Bases 2050 to 4578 code for a protein of 842 amino acids. Gene Ontology annotation, biological process: protein phosphorylation; recognition of pollen. The record is from RefSeq and is a predicted model, not a curated record.
ACCUCAAAUUUCUUCAAAACAUGUUCUUCUUCCUUCAAACCCUAAUUUCCCCAAAUGACAACCAUCAAACCCCUAUUUCAAACCCUAAAUUCUCAAUUCAAACUUCAAAUUCCCCUCAAACUCUCCCCCAAACCCUCCAAAAUCCUCUCUUCUCAAAGCCCUAACCACCAACCCCCACCAAAAUCCAUAACAAUCCUCUCAGUUCUCCGAUCAAUCCUCGAUUGGGCCGACGGGGUUAAAGAACGAUGUAUGAAACAACCAUGGUCACUGUACAAACACUCCCACUGGAUCCGUCACCGGAGCUCCGGUUGUAAACACCCCUCAAGAUUCUACAACAACCACUUCAUCUCCGAUAAGGUUCUGCAACAACCACUUCAUCUCCGAUAAAUCUCACAAGAAUCUGCAACAAUCGGCUCCGGUUGUAACCACCCAUCAAGAUUCUGCAACAAUCAUUCAACAAUCAUGUUCAAACCACAAACUGCAAAAAUCAAGCUCAAAAUGAGUCAUCUGACUCUGUUUAUUGCAACCAAACACAGUCGCUCGGUCACCGAGUCACUGCAACAAACAAUUUUCAAACCCACUUGUUCGUCGUCUCCGCCGGUAAGUCCUACGUCACUCUCUGUCGGCAGUUCGGACCCUAGGGGUUACAAAGAGUAUCGAGAUUCUACUAUUUGUAAGUAUAGAGAAGAUUGUUCUAGAAGGUUAACGUUAUAUAAAGAUGGGGCAGUGGCGGGGGUUUGGUUGUGAGUGAGAAAAAAGAGAGAGAGAUGAGGGGUAGAGUAAGAGCAUUCUCAUCAAAAUCUGUGUGGAGAGUUUUUAAAAUAUAAGAAGUAUAAAAAGUGGUUGUGAGUGGAGGAGAGAGAAAAUGUUACUGUUCAUCUGUAUAUUUGGAGGGACACUGUUCACCCCCUAUACUUUUUUAAUAUAUAUUGAAAGUGGUUGUGAGUGGAGGUGAGAGAAAAUGUAAUAUAUAUUGAAAAGGAGAGAGAAAAAAUAUUUGUUUUUAGUGGAAAUAUAUUGUUAUAGGAGUUGUUUUUUAGUGGAAUGUAUGUAUAUUUUUAGUGGAUUGGAUGUGAAUGCUCUAAGAGAGUAGUGGUGGGUGGGUGGUUGAUGAAAGUGUUCGAUCAUAAGUGGAGAGAUUUUAGAAAAAAAAAAGUUGAUAAAUAUAGAAAUUAACAGGAGAAAGUAGAGAUGAGAAGAGUGAUGAGAGAGAGUAGAGAGAGGAGAGUGGCCAUGGCAUAUACCUCCAUAACCAGAGCUGCAACAUUCUCUCUCUAAAACUUUCUCUCUCUAAAACAGACAGUUUCUCUCAAUGUCAAAUCUCGGAGAUUGUGGCCGGAUUGGUGGUCGGUGUGAUGAGGUUUCUUUGCUGGCCGGUGGGUUUUUUUUUGGUAGCCGGCGACAACCAUUGAUGGAGGUGAUGGUGUUUUGUUUAAGUUGCAGAAAGGGGGAGAAUUAUGGAUAAGGGUUUUUAAUUUAAACUUUAUUAUAAAUAUAUUUUAAAUAAAAGGGCAAAAUGACUAAUCUACCCUCAUGUGCAAGGCACAUGUCAUAUUUAACUGAAAAUUUUAACCUGGUUAGUGCUAAAGGACGAAAGGUGUAAUGAGUUUUCCAAAUAAAGGAUUGCGACUUUAAUUAUUGAAGUUAAAGGCUAUCCAUUGCAAUCCGAUACGAACAUAAAGGACGAAAAGCGUGAUUUACCCUAUUCUUUUUAAACUUUAUAUUUAAUAGCCCGUAUUUUUUGUUCGCACAUGGUCUAAAAAUUUUUGAACAUUUUCAGAGACGGGCUGUAAAAGUAUUCGGGAUUAUAUCAGUAUUCAAUAAAAUGGUUGAUUUGAUUAACGAAAAACAAACACACAUUUGUUUUAUUUUGGAUCGUAUAAAUUUCUACGGAUAAUAUCAAUGAAAGACUUACAAUAAAUGCUAUUCCCUUUCAAAGAAAGAAAAUGUAUAUGCGUAAUUGAUACUGCAUGGGUCCAUCUAAAACGGAGUUUUGUUUUUAUUUUCAAAACUGAAUAAAAAAGGUUCUUAUUUCAAAAUUGUGAAAGUAUGGUUAGUGAUACGUUAAUGGAGGAUACAAGAGUGACCAAGACCAGGUUGAUCUGUGGCUUCCUUGUAGUUUAUGCACCUAUAAUUUGUAUCUAUGCUGCAGAUAGUACGCUAUCUGCAAACCAACCCAUUAGAUACAAUGAAACCAUCGUUUCGCCACAAGAAACCUUCGAACUUGGUUUUUUUAGCCCAGGCAACUCCAUGAACCAUUAUGUCGGGAUUUGGUACAAGAAAAUAUCGAAACAAACCGUUGUAUGGGUAGCCAAUCGGAACGCACCGCUCACGCAUACCUCUGGCGAGCUAACUCUCACCCUUCUGGGAGUUUUAACUAUCCGGGAUGCCACCACAGGCAAUAUCCUAUGGUCGUCAGUGAAAUCUUCAAGAACAUCGGUGAUGAAUCCGAUUGGGCAGCUUCUAGAUACAGGCAACUUUAUAAUUUAUGAGCAAGGUGAUCAAGAAAAUCCCAUAUGGCAAAGUUUCGACUUUUUGACAGACACCUUUCUUCCCGGAAUGAAGUAUGGCAAGAAUUUGGUUACUGGGUUUGAAUCGCACCUGACGUCAUGGAAAUCCGAUGAUGAUCCUGCUUCCGGUAAUUUUUCUUAUGGGAUUGAUACCAGAGGUUAUCCUCAGGUGAUCCUAAUGGACGGCCCAGACAUAAAGUCCCGGAUUGGUCCAUGGAAUGGACUCAGGUAUACCGGAUUCCCCAAUAUGAGACCGAACACUAUUUACAACUACACCUUUGUUCUUAAUCAAAGAGAAAUUUACUACGAGAAUUAUCUUAUAAAUACUUCCGUUUUGAUGCGUCUAGUGUUACAUCCAAAUGGUCUUUUAAAUCGCUUGUUUUGGAAUGAUGGCAAACAAAAUUGGACAGUUUAUUGGGCCCCCAUAAACGAUCAAUGUGAUUGGUAUGCUGUGUGCGGGCCAUUUGGGACAUGCAACAUUGACAAUACCCCAAUUUGUGAAUGUUUAAAGGGGUUUAAACCCAGAUCUCCUGAUCAGUGGAGAGGUGCAGAUCCAUCACAAGGGUGCCAACGUGCUAUCCCUUUGGAUUGUGGACCAGGGGAAGGGUUCAAUAAAUAUUCUAACUUGAAGUUACCCGACACUAAGGCGUCAUGGUAUAACCAGACCAUGACCCUUGUGGACUGUGAGAAGAUGUGCAAGAGCAAUUGUUCAUGUACUGCUUACACAAAUUCCAAUAUCUCAGGGGCUGGAAGUGGUUGCUUGCUCUGGUUCGGUGACUUAAUUGAUAUCCGAAUGUUUUCUGAAAAUGGGGACACUCUUUAUAUACGCAUGCCACCUUCAGAAUUAGAUAACAGGAACAGCUCAAGUGCAACAGAAAACAGGAAAAGCUCAAAUGAAGGGAUAAGAGUACAAGUAAUGGUCCUCAUAGCAUUUUUGGUUUUCUUCAUCCUAGUUUCAAUAUGCUUAGUUUAUCGCUUUAAUAGGAAGAAGCAAUAUCAACAAGGGAUGCCCCAAAACGAGUUUGAACUUGAUCAUGAGAAUAGAAGUGGCAACGAAGAUCUAGAGCUACCACAUUUUGGCUUGUCUGCAUUACUUAAAGCGACAAACAACUUUUCAAUGAACAACAAACUUGGAGAGGGUGGUUAUGGCCCAGUUUACAAGGGUGUACUUGAAGAUGGACAACAAAUAGCAGUGAAGCGGCUAGCCAAAACAUCCACUCAAGGACUUACUGAGUUCAAGAAUGAAGUCAUCUUGAUAUCUAAACUACAACAUCGCAAUCUUGUCAAGCUUUUGGGAUGUUGUAUAGAGGGAACCGAAAAAAUGUUGAUUUAUGAAUACAUGCCAAACAAAGGCCUUGAUUCCUUCAUAUUUGAUAAAUCUCAAAGCGAACUCCUUGAUUGGCCUACACGUUACCACAUUAUUAAUGGAAUUGCUCGCGGACUUCUUUAUCUUCACCAUGAUUCCCGGCUUAGAAUCAUACAUAGAGAUCUCAAAGUCAGUAAUAUUUUGCUCGACAUGGAUAUGAACCCGAAGAUAUCAGACUUUGGCAUGGCUAGAACUUUUGGAGGAAAACAGUUAGAAGCAAACACAAACAGAGUGGUUGGAACAUAUGGCUACAUGGCGCCAGAGUAUGCGGGAGAUGGCACCUUUUCGACAAAAUCAGACGUAUAUAGCUUCGGGGUAGUACUGCUGGAAAUUGUUUGUGGGGAAAAGAACAGAGGAUUCAUCCAUAAAAAACACAGUAACAACCUUAUUGGACAUGCAUGGGGACUCCAUAAUGAAGGAAGUUCAUUACAGUUAGUUCCUCAUUGCCUAGGUGAAUCAACCAAUGUGUCUGAGAUCCUACGGUGUAUACAUGUUGGUUUGUUAUGUGUUCAAUGUCAUGCAGUAGAUAGACCGACCAUGACUUCCGUGAUCCUGAUGCUGGGCAGUGAGGGUCCGUUGCCUACACCCAAAGAACCCGGUUUUUACAUUGGAGCAUACAUGCAAGAUACUGCACAAUCUUCAAGCUCGUAUGGAAUGAAUACCAACAAUGAAAUAAGUAUUACAACAUUAGAUGGUAGAUGACGUAAUUGAAACGUGGAACCACAACAAUGUUGUUGAGUAACGUCUUUCAUAUAUGAUCAAUAAUGAUACUAAUGAUACGAAUCUCUUUAUAUUAUCUUUCAUAUAUUAUCAAUGAUGAUACGAAACUCUUUAUAAGUAGUCA